CAGCAGGCGGAAGAGGUGUGCUUAACAUUUAACCUUUUUGUGAGGCAAUGUGAAAAUGGCGUUAUGAACGGAAACAUAAUCGCAGGCUACGGGCAAAUAAAGUUUUCAGAGUCGCAGCAUGGGCAACACCAGCAGUGAGAGAAGCGGAGGGGAGAAGACGCACCGGCGGGAGAGCCGUAGUGGAAAAGAUGGAGCUCGACCCAAAAUCCUGAUGGACAGCGCAGAGGAUGGAGACCUCUUCCAGUCAGAUGAUGCCAAGGAGUUCCUAGCCUGGCAACAAGAUCAGGAGUCGGAUAGUAAAGCCCCGCUGGAGGAAAGGCCCACUGUGUUCCGCUGGAAAGGUCCAGGGAAAGAGAUCUACUUGUCUGGCUCCUUCAACAACUGGGCCACCAAAAUCCCCUUGAAUAAGAGUCAUAAUAAUUUCGUGGCCAUAAUUGACCUGCCAGAAGGAGAGCACCAGUAUAAGUUUUAUGUGGACGGACACUGGACUUUAGACCCUAAAGAGCCUGUUGUGACCAAUAAGUCAGGAGUGGUGAAUAAUGUAAUUAAAGUGAGGAAAACAGACUUUGAGGUUUUUGAUGCACUAAAGACAGACUCGGAGAAAUGUGCUGACAUGUCAGACUUGUCCAGCUCUCCACCUGGCCCGUAUCAUCAGGAUCCCUACUCGACUAAGUCCGAGGACAAACUGCGCUCUCCUCCUAUCCUGCCUCCACACCUGCUGCAGGUCCUCCUCAAUAAAGACACUGGAAUCUCUUGUGACCCAACCCUACUGCCUGAACCAAACCAUGUGAUGCUCAACCACCUGUACGCCCUUUCCAUCAAGGAUGGUGUGAUGGUCCUUAGUGCGACGCAUCGAUACAAAAAGAAGUACGUGACCACACUCCUGUACAAGCCUAUCUGAUCUCAGACCUCCUGUGGGACCACUAACACUUGCAUCCAUCAAAAAAGGGACCAUACCUACCAACUAUACUAAAACUCGUCUAAUUUUCUGUUUCUUCUGAUCCAUAAGCCUAUAUAUAUAAAUAUAUACACACACACACAGUGUUUGCACAAAUAAUAUAAUGCGUUUGUCAAAUGUUAAAAAUGUAUUUCUUAUACAGCUUUCAGAUAUUCAUAAUAAGGCUUUUCACUUUUGGAACUCUGAAAUUCUUCUAGAUCAUUUUAAGAAAAUCUGUGAUGUCUUUUCUUUGCAGUCUUGAUUCUAUGGAUGUCACGUAUACAUAUAUUUUUGACGUUUGUUGUGCCUGACUUUAUUUAACAUUCCCAACAAGUUGCGCUUGAUUUAAAAAUAUCUGCAAAUAAAGUGGAGAUUCAUAAAAAUAACUGCUCAUAAAUCAACCAUUA
Molecule: messenger RNA, 1344 nt
Organism: Danio aesculapii
Lineage: Eukaryota; Metazoa; Chordata; Actinopteri; Cypriniformes; Danionidae
Gene: prkab1b
Product: protein kinase, AMP-activated, beta 1 non-catalytic subunit, b
Exons: 8
Coding region: 119-901 (260 amino acids)
Biological process (GO): signal transduction
Cellular component (GO): nucleotide-activated protein kinase complex; cytoplasm; nucleus
Molecular function (GO): protein kinase binding
Source: RefSeq, a predicted model, not a curated record